Symbiodinium necroappetens is the source of this 5972-nucleotide messenger RNA. The record is from the annotation of a GenBank genome assembly. NCBI's taxonomy places the organism in Eukaryota, Dinophyceae, Suessiales, Symbiodiniaceae.
AUGCCGGCCAAGUUCGAGAAGAAGCUGAGUGAUUCGGUCAGCGAAGUCAAAGAUUUGGAGUCGCCCAGUGAAUCGACCCCAGUUCCCAAGGAAAAACAGGCGGACAAGAACGCAACUCCAGCAAAGCGUCCCGCACAAAAGCGCGUCAAGAAGGAUGUCAAAGAUGCGGAAGAAGAGGAGGCAGAUACCUCCAACAAGAAGCCGAAGCGUGCAAAGAAAGUGAAGGAAGGGCCUUACACCAGCUUCAAGCAGGGCUCCAUUCCAGAGCCCCAGCUGCAGAGACGAGUCGAUUUGCCCGAGGGGAAGGCAGGAUUGAACGUGCUGUCCUGGAAUGUUGGCAGCCUGAGGGCUUUCUUGAGAACACGUACAGCAGACCUCCAGGAGGCAGUGAAACUGGCAGCCCCGCAUGUGCUCGGGCUGAUGGAGCACAAACUGCAAGAGGGCACGCCUGAGACGGAAAGUGCCUUGGAGGAGCUCUCCAAAGCGCUUCCAAAUUACCGUGUGGCAUGCGUGAAUUAUUCAACGGUCAAGAAAGGCUACUCCGGAACACUAAUCAUGCUUCACACAGAGGCGCCCGAGCCUAUCAGUGUGCUGGCCGAAGACCUCCCGGCUGCCGCUGCAGAGGGCCGGAUGGUGGUCUGCGAGUUCUCCUCCUUGUUUCUCGUGCUUUGCUACGUCCCGAACUCCGGUGAUGGACUCAAGCGCUUAAAGGAGCGGGUCGAGAAGUGGGACCCCCAACUGCGCGAACGUUUACAUGCUCUCGCAGAGAAGAAGAGCGUUGUGCUCAUGGGCGACUUGAAUGUCGCUCACCAGGAUAAGGACAUCUGGAACGUGGAGGCGCCCCAUGUUCCAAAGAGCGCCGGGCUGACGCCGGAGGAGCGCCAGUCCUUCUCGAAGUUGUUGGAGAGCGGUUUCAAGGACGGCUUCGCACUGCAGCAUCCGGAGGCUCUGGGCGCCUUCACGUAUUGGAGCGUGCGAGCUGGCAAUCGAAAGACGAACCGAGGCCUGCGGUUGGACUAUGUCUUGGUGUCUGACGCGAUGACUUCCAAAGGAGAGGGCGAGGAUGGACCCGUGCUUUGCGACACUUUCCACCUGCCGGCUGUGGCAACAGGGGAUCAUUGUCCAGUUGGCGCGGUCAUCGCCGACUCCUCGCUCUUCUUCGCGUCGAUCAACAACGAGCUAGGGAUGACGAGCAAAGACGUCGAGGCUUUGUGCGAUAUCAACAGGUCUACGAAGCCAGCGCAGGCCGGAAAGAUUGGGAAGAAGGGAGUUGGUUGGAAGGCAGUCUUCGCAAUCAGCGACCAGCCGACAGUGCGUUGUCGUGGCCGCUUGGGCUAUGUCACGCCUGAUGACCUUAGUGCGCAGGAACAAUCCCUGCUGCCAGCAUUCCUCCAAGAGGCUAGUUCUGGAGGGGCCACGGUCCUGUACCUACCGCUGCGUGGUCGCCCCGCGACGGAAGACGGAGCGGCUGCUGACAUGGGAGAUGGAGGCCUUGGAAUCGCAGCUUUAAUACGAAGCUCAAUGGACAGACUGCUCAUGUAUCCAGCGUGGCUGCUUUUUCUGCGCCAGCUUCGCCGCGUAGCAUGGGACGACGCAGUGUCUGCCAGACCGCGGCAUGUCUCCCUUGAAAGGCACGGUGACUCCGUGUUUGUUCGGCAGCUGGCGAACAAAGGUAUGGCGGAGCCAGACGAGGAGUUCGCCUUUUUUGUUCACCGGAAAAGUGGCGUGGUGCCAAGCGAUUUGCUCCCGGCCGGCGUAGAGCCUGGGAGUCGAAUUGAGGAGGUAGCCAUCGCUUUCCAGCAUGCAGCCGUGCAAGACCAAAGAGCAGAAGCACCUGAGAGCCACGGCCAAGCUGACAGAGAGUCAGAUCCAGUUUUCUGCUUUUUGCCAGUGCGACCCGUGGGUUUCCGAUUUUCCUUGCACGCGCCGUGGUCACUAACAUCGAACCGUGAGGAUUUUCACUUGGAAGACCCGCGGAACGUUUGGCUGCGUGGGGUUGCAGCUGAUGCUUUGGCUGAAGCGAUCGCUCGUUUUGGUAGCGAACCUGGGACGAAUGUGCUCACGCUGCUGGAUGCUCGACGUGUGCUUGAGCCGUUCUGGAGACGUUUGCUUGAAGAGGCUGUGGAGCGAAUUGGCGAUGCACCUGUCGUAGCCGUCGUUGGAGAGUCCAAGCUCUACAGACCGUCCGAGGUGUUGGUCCCAACACCUUCGUUGGUGCGUUGCACUGCAGCAAUGAGAUUCAUCCAUGCUUUGCCUGCGGAGUCCUGGCCUGCAGCAACUGGCAAGCGGCUGGCCCGGUUGAGCGCCAAUGAGGAUGUGGCGGUGGAAGAUGUUCGAAGAUUGUUAUCUCUCCAUGCGGAACCCGUCUCUGCACACAAGAUGCGGGUUCUGCUGAACAGUGACUCCGUCAAGGCUGAGCUGACCAAGCACUGCAGGUCCAGGAAUCCUCUUGGACUCGCCCAGCUUUGUGAACUCUUGAGUGCCAUGCUGGCUGCCACGCAGCGCGAGCCAGAGAAGGUGCCGACAUUCUCCGAAGCAGGUGAGCUUCCCGGGGAUGAAAGGCUCUCGGAUGUUGUCACAGAAAUCCAGCAGAUGCAGGUGCUGCCUUUGGCCACUGCAGGAAGUGCCCCUCAAAUGACGAGUCUUUCAGAGGGUGAUGUCCACUUGCCCGGCUCAGGAACUUGGUGCCCUGGGCUCGAUGAGGCAAAAUUGGCACGCACGGUCUGCAUGAAGGCCACCACAACUUCCGAUCUGCCGCAGGAAGCGAAGGGUUUUCGGCGGGACUGGACCAUUGAGGAUUUUCGGAAAUCCACAGAGAUGGGACGUUUUCGCGUUUCUGGUGCCAUCUUCGUGGAGUGCUCGAACCAGCCUGCGCUGGAGGAAGCGAAGUGGAUAUUGCGGCUAAUGGAGGAAACAGAUUGCCCUGUCGUGGGACUUGUUGCCAACAUCUGCGUGCAGAGAGGAGCCUCGGAGGUGCAGGAAUUUUUGGACCAGCUGCGUGACUCAGAAGGCAUGCUUCCGAAGGGGUUGAAAGGAGCGCGAUGUGUGUGCAUGAUGUGGGAAAAUCAGGCAGAUGACGCCUGCUUGGAUUCUCGGUUUCUGGAGGGGCUGGAUUGCCUGGGCAGGUUUGGUUUGAUCUGGGAGUUCUGCUGUGAGCCCCGAAUGGCUCCUUACCUUUCGGCCUGCAUCGAGCGGUUUCCACAUAUGGUUUUCGUCAUUGACCACUUAGCUCACAAUGGAAAUCGUGGAGGUGAGAUGGAGGUUUGGGGCCCGGCGAUGGACAGCCUGAGCAAAUUGAAGAACGUCUAUGUGAAGUUGGGGGCCCCUGAACAGUGGGAUGUGCCCAAUCCUGCAGACUUCUUGGAUCGGGCGAUUAAAGCCUUUGGCUUUGACCGUCUCCUCUACGAGUCUAACUGGUUUGUAAACGAGGCCAUGGGAGAUUCCUACGACAAGACUGCGGACCUUGUGUAUGAUGCGUGCAUGCGAGCACACGCCACGGAGGCGGAACUGCGCAAGGCGAUGCUCUCGGAGGUGGCUGCCGCCAUAGUACGCAUUCACACCUUGACCUUGGCGGAAUCCGUGAACAUGCAGUGUUUCAGUGGCAGCUUUGCGCGGCCAAGCACUGCUGAAAACCAGGAGGAGCACGAGCUCGCAGUGCUGUGGGCCGGCCUGGAUGCCAUACGCCUGGCCAGAGAGCAGUGUCUCGACCCUGCUCGACCUGCUCGUGAGGACAGGGCCAGGGCGGCCGACCCGCUCGACCCUGCCGUGUCCUUUGCACCAGUCUUCCGCCGCACCGAUGCUUUGCAAAUGGGUGCAGCGGAACUGGGCCACGUCUUAUGGCUUCCGACUCGGUCGGCUUCCGGGGAGGUGUGGCUUCGCCGGGCAAAGGGACUGAUUCUUCCGACCUUUAUGGGCCUCACAGCAAGCGAGCCGGCACGGGGCGGGCUGGAGGAGCACAUGCAAGACCUGGGCGACGACGAUGGGCAAGCAGAGAAGGCGACGGUGCUUCCGCCGCCCUCCCGGCAGUCUGGGCGCCCGUGCUUUGUGGUGGCCGUCCCGGCAAGUGGCCAGGCUGGUGGAUGGAACGAGUGCCUUCUCCUGCGUGAAGCCUUCUUAACAGAGCUUGGAUGUGCUCAGCCUGGCAUCGAAAAUCUUGCCGUGGAUCGAGUGGCGGAGCGCCUGGUGUCGCGUCAGCUUUGGGAGGCGCUUGCCAAGUCCAUGGAGCUUCGGAGGCACGCAGCUCGAGUUUUUCGGGAGAACCACGGCUGGCUGCCUGACUUGGAGGUCCAAGCACGCCAAGAUCAGCCAGGCACGGGCCAGCGCAUCAACAGCUACUUUCGCCGCGGUGCCUUCGAGCCGGUGGUCGGGGAAGGCGGACUUCCCUAUGUGGACGCAGAGGCCAACUGUCAGUCGCUUCUCGAGCUUCUGAGGAUUCGCUGCACACCGGAUUUCGAAAACCUGGCCGUGGCGCUGCGGAUCUGGGUGGACAAGGAGCCACCGGCGAUGUGCGCACCGAAAGCACUAGUCACUGCCUUGCUGCAGCGAGCCAUUGCCGAGAGGCCAGCAGACUCUGUGUUGGCCAUUCUGCGCAAUCUGAUCUUCAUCCCAGGCAAGGGCAAGAUCAGUGUGCAGGAGGCAGUCUGGUCUGCCGGGACUGUGGAUGGUGAUUUCGCUCGCAGGGUUUGUGCAUUGGCCAGCACUUCGAUGCUGGAGGAGAUCUAUGGGCAAACACUGCGAGGGUGGUUCUGCGAGUUUCUGUCUGUCCGCGAGUCGCCUGGCAUGUGGCAGUUGCUGCGAGCGUUGCAGAGGCUGAUUCCAAGCCACGCAGGGGGCGAGGGCGAUGCCUUAGCUCCGUCGACUAAGCCUAGCCUAAGCUUCCUUCGGCAACUUUAUGCUGAAAUAAUGAUGCAGCUGGAGGAGUACAUUCGCGAGUCUGUGGUCGGUGAUGGUCAGCAGAGCCGGCUUAAGCGGCGACGCACGGAGGACGGUCAUUCGUUGAUCGAGACGGUGGAGUCCAAGUUUCAGUCGCGACGGCUGAUCAUACUGCCGCAGACACGAAACCGGCCUUGGAAGUUCCUCGCAACCACACAGGCCUAUUGGUCAGUCGAUGAUGAACUCUCCGAGUUGCCAUGCAGCCAGUUCGCGUUGAAGAACUUCUAUGGAGUCCAGGUCAAGACGCGCAGCGAGGAGUGUGGAACAGGUUUGGCAAUCAUAGACUUGAAAGACUUUUUUGUCCAGGUCCUCGGUGUCAAAGAGGUGCUGACAAGGGAGGAGCUGGCUCGGCGACUGCAGCCCACAGACAGGCCGCAGCGUCCACCACAGGCCCGACCUGACAGAGCUGCGGUUGCUGGGGAGGUUGCGAAUGCCAACAUGGAUGCAGACUCCGAUGUCAGCAGUGAGGACGACGCAGGAGUUCGCGAGGAUGAUGGAGCCUUGGACUUGGAGGAUCUUCUGGGCGACGAAGCGGGAGCUCUCAGCAUCUUGCCGCCAGGGGCCGCACGAGGAGGGCGUCGGGGCGAAGCUUCGCAGAGGUCGGCAGCGGCGCCUGGGGCGCAUGAUAUGGACGUCGAUGCUGCAGCGAUGAGAAACCUCCUGGCCCGCUGCUGUCAACGCACUCGUGCAGCGCAGCCUGCAGAAGUGCUGUACUCGGGCCCGGGUGCUGGGCAGCAGGCAUCUGCCACCGCAGAGGUGUCUCUUCGGCGGAUGAGCUGGUCCUACCGUGGUGCCAACCUAUAUGCCUGCGGCCCUCCGAGCCUGAUGGCCAAUGUGGAGGCCCUGCGGAAUCUGGGCAUCACAAUAGCAGGCCGCCAGGCCGCCCAUCCGAAGGGAAGCUUGCUGCCGUCUUCAGGAUUGCAAAGUCGUUUCACUGGCUUUGUCGACGCCGUGCUCUGGCCUCUCGCAUCCUUCUUCCAGGUUCCAAUCGGAAGCCUUGCGGCUGCUGUCGGGCCUGGCAUUGGUCGGGGAAGAAACAU